GUCAGAGCAUCGAAAAUGUCACAGCAUCGCAAGUGUCACAGCGUCGCAAGUGUCACAGCGUCGCAAGUGUCACAGCAUCGCAAGUGUCACAGCAUCGCAAGUGUCACAGCGUCGCAAGUGUCAGAGCAUCGCAAGUGUCACAGCAUCGCAAGUGUCAGAGCAUCGCAAGUGUCACAGCAUCGCAAGUGUCACAGCGUCGCAAGUGUCACAACGUCGCAAAUGUCACAGUGUCGCAAGUGUCACAGCAUCGCAAGUGUCACAGCACCCCAAGUAUCACAGCAUCGCAAGUGUCAGAACAUCGCAACUGACAUAGUAUCUUACUUAAGUGUCAGUCAGUGUGCCUCUACUACAAGUUGCUGUGCGCACCCCGUGGGCUCGCUGUCGGACUUCAACCACGUGUCCUCCAACGUGGGUUAUGUUGUGCUCGGGCUGGUAUUCAUGGCGCAGGUGCACAGGCGGCGCGGGCUGCCACAGGUGAGAUACAUGGGUUAAGAGGGGACAAAAACUAACAUUUUAUUAUGACACGUCAAAAGUCGGUAUGGAAGGUUAAAAACAAAACUUAUUUAGAAGGGUUAAAAGAUGACAAAAGUUGGUAUAAGAGGUACUACGGUGACAAAAAGUAGCAUAGGAGUGUCAAAACUGUCUAAAAAUGACUAGUGUCAUCUUAAAAGGUCUCAAACAGCACUAUAAGUAUCAUAACUGUCACUAAAAAGAUAAGUGUCAUAACUGUCACUAAAAGAUAAGUGUCAUAACUGUCACUAAAAAGAUAAGUGUCAUAACUGUCACUAAAAAGAUAAGUGUCGUAACUGUCACUAAAAUGAUAAGUGUCAUAACUGUCACUAAAAAGAUAAGUGUCAUAACUGUCACUAAAAAGAUAAGUGUCAUAACUGUCACUAAAAAGAUAAGUGUCAUAACUGUCACUAAAAAGAUAAGUGUCAUAACUGUCACUAAAAAGAUAAGUGUCAUAACUGUCACUAAAAAGAUAAGUGUCAUAACUGUCACUAAAAAGAUAAGUGUCAUAACUGUCACUAAAAAGAUAAGUGUCAUAACUGUCACUAAAAAGAUAAGUGUCAUAACUGUCACUAAAAAGAUAAGUGUCAUAACUGUCACUAAAAAGAUAAGUGUCAUAACUGUCACUAAAAAGAUAAGUGUCAUAACUGUCACUAAAAAGAUAAGUGUCAUAACUGUCACUAAAAAGAUAAGUGUCAUAACUGUCACUAAAAAGAUAAGUGUCAUAACUGUCACUAAAAAGAUAAGUGUCAUAACUGUCACUAAAAAGAUAAGUGUCAUAACUGUCACUAAAAAGAUAAGUGUCAUAACUGUCACUAAAAAGAUAAGUGUCAUAACUGUCACUAAAAAGAUAAGUGUCAUAACUGUCACUAAAAAGAUAAGUGUCAUAACUGUCACUAAAAAGAUAAGUGUCAUAACUGUCACUAAAAAGAUAAGUGUCAUAACUGUCACUAAAAAGAUAAGU
This is a messenger RNA of Ostrinia furnacalis (Asian corn borer), 1474 nucleotides long. RefSeq lists its product as uncharacterized. The record is from RefSeq and is a predicted model, not a curated record. NCBI's taxonomy places the organism in Eukaryota, Metazoa, Arthropoda, Insecta, Lepidoptera, Crambidae. The transcript is spliced from 2 exons. Bases 16 to 492 code for a protein of 158 amino acids. Gene Ontology annotation, cellular component: membrane.